Messenger RNA from Striga asiatica, 378 nucleotides. The record is from the annotation of a GenBank genome assembly. NCBI's taxonomy places the organism in Eukaryota, Viridiplantae, Streptophyta, Magnoliopsida, Lamiales, Orobanchaceae.
AUGGAGAAAAUUUCCCUAACCAAAUUUGAUCUUUUCAUGAUACUUUUCAAGUGUAAGAGAAACCAAACCAGAGACCUCUCCAAAUUCCCAAUAUCCGGGCUCUCGUUGACCGUCACAGUUGACUCAACCACUCGGUCAACCAUCUUGAGGACCUCGCUCAUCAUAGGCCGAUUCCUCGGGUGCUUGAGCAGGCACCGGUUGGCAAUGGCCGCCAGCCGCUGGGCUGACCUGGGCUCGUACCUUCCGUCGAGCUUUGGGUCUAAGAUCUGUUCAAAUUUCUUCAUGUCUGAGAGGUGGGCCCGGACAAAGUCCAGGAGCAUCUGCUCGUUCUUGGGCCUGUUACGGUCCAGUGGGCGUCGGCCCGUUAUGAGCUCGUAG